Messenger RNA from Glycine soja, 1206 nucleotides. RefSeq names its product protein EXORDIUM-like. The coding region runs from base 57 to 944 and encodes 295 amino acids. The transcript has a single exon. The record is from RefSeq and is a predicted model, not a curated record. NCBI's taxonomy places the organism in Eukaryota, Viridiplantae, Streptophyta, Magnoliopsida, Fabales, Fabaceae.
AGAAGAAGAAGAAGAAAAAAGAAGAGCAUUAAGGAAAUCAAAUAAAGAGAAAGAAGAUGGCUUGUUUUGUCCCAAGAGACCUUCUCUUGUUGUGUCUCUCAAUACUCAUCGUCCUUCCCAUAGCCCUUACCUCAGGCCCUGACGCAGCACCCCUGACCCACCAUGGGGGACGCUUGCUCACUGGAAACUUGAACGUUGGCAUCUUAUGGUACGGUCCAAUUCCAAAGGCCCAAAAGAAAGCGAUAUUGUCCUUCUUAAGGUCCCUGAACAUGAAGACACCUGAACCUGAUGCUGCCAACCAACCCCAAGUCUCAUCAUGGUGGAACAUUGUGGAGAGCUAUGGAGCUGCAGCUGGCAAUAAUAAUAUCCCGGUGAAGGUGAUAAACCAAGUUUUUGAUCCAAAUUACUCUUACGGGAAAGUCCUGAUCAAAGAUUUCAUUAAGCCCCUCCUUCCUAAGGCCACUGGUGGAAACCCAAACACCCUCGCUAUAGUCAUAGCCUCCAAGGGCGUGACAGUGCAAGAUAUGUGUGCCGGAUCAUGCGCCCAACACGGUCUUAUUGAAAACCAAGUUUAUGUUGCUGUGGGGGACCCAGAGGAGGAGUGUCCUGAAUGCGCAUGGCCAUUCCUGGCGACCAAGGGCAAGACAGGUGCAACGAUGAAACCACCAAAUGGGAAUGUUGGAGCAGAUGUCAUGGUGAAGUUGUUGGCAGGUGGCUUGGCCGGUGCAGUCACAAACCCAUUCUGGGACGGGUUCUACGCAAAUGCACACGGAGACCAUGUCUUGGAAGCCACUAGCAAGUGCCCUGAUAUUUUUGCAACAACCAAGCUACCCGUGGACCCUCGAAAUGGAGGAGCCUUUAAUGCUGUUGGCGACAAGGGUACCAAGUUCUUGCUCCCUGCUAUUUGGAACCCUAAAACUUCUUCCUGCUGGACUCCCCUCUAACCCAUCUCCUUUCUUUCUUUUCUAUCACUCUUCUCAUAAACAUUUUUUAUGACAUAUAUAAUUAAAGACUAAUGUUUUUUUGGACACUUCAUUGUGCAAAUCCUAUUGGGAGUAACUAAAAAGUCUGACGUAUUCUUAUUAUUGAGUAGGGUAAAAAAUACAGCAUAUGCUACAUUAAAAAUGUAGUAUAUUUAUGUUUAAUCUUCACUAAAAAGGUUAACAAUUUAUUUAAUUGAUUUUAAUAAAAAGUAUGUAUAUCACA